GAAAUCUCGAUCGAUGGCGUCGUCUAAUCACGAGUUUUUCCUCUUCCUCUUCGUGCUCCUCUCAGUCCUUGUUAGGUCUAUUGCUGUUGCAGAUGUGGGAUAACAUGAUAUCUUGCUGUUGUUCGAGAGAUUAACCGAGAGGUUUCGGCUUUGGCGAGAUUGGUGAUGGUCUCGGAGGCGGAAUAGAUAGAUUUGAUGUCGUCCAAGUCGAAUAAAGCGAGCGGCUCCCGGAGCAGCUCUGUGCGCUCGAAGCACAGUGCCCGCGUGGUUGCUCAGACAACCUUGGACGCCAAGCUCCAUGCCGACUUCGAGGAGUCCGGGCAGCCAUUCGACUACUCUACUUCCACUAGCGCCGCCAACCGGUCGAGCGCCGGAGACAAUAGCGGCCUACCCUCCUCCUCAGUCUCCGCCUACCUCCAGACGAUGCAGCGUGGCAAGUUCAUCCAGCCUUUUGGCUGCCUUCUCGCCAUCGAGGACCAGGGCUUCACGUUGAUCGCUUACAGCGAGAACACGCCGGAGAUGCUCGACUUAGCGCCUCACGCUGUCCCCAGCAUGGAGCAGCGAGAAACCUUGACAAUUGGUACGGAUGUCCGAAGUCUUUUUCGAUCUCCAAGCGCGGUGGCACUGCAAAAAGCUGCUAGUUUCGGAGAAGUUAAUCUCCUUAACCCAAUACUUGUGCAUUGCAGAAGCUCGGGUAAGCCCUUCUAUGCAAUCAUGCACCGAAUUGAUGUGGGAUUGGUCAUAGAUCUAGAGCCUGUUAACCCUAAUGAUGUGCCGGUUACUGCGGCUGGAGCUCUCAAGUCUUACAAAUUAGCUGCCAAAGCCAUCUCAAGGUUGCAGUCUUUGCCUAGCGGAAAUAUCUCUCUCCUGUGUGAUGUUUUGGUUAGGGAAGUGAGUGACCUUACAGGCUACGACAGAGUUAUGGCGUACAAGUUUCAUGAAGAUGAGCAUGGCGAAGUGAUUGCUGAGUGUAGGAGAUCAGAUUUGGAGCCAUAUCUUGGCUUGCAUUACCCUGCUACAGAUAUCCCGCAGGCUUCGCGGUUUCUCUUCAUGAAGAACAAAGUUAGAAUGAUCUGUGACUGCUCUGCUUCAGGGGUUAAAGUCAUCCAGGAUAAAAAACUAAUUCAGCCUCUGAGCCUUUGCGGAUCCACCUUAAGAGCCCCUCAUGGUUGCCAUGCUCAAUACAUGGCAAACAUGGGUUCAAUCGCUUCUCUCGUUAUGUCGGUGACCAUCAGUGAGGAUGAAGAUGAAGCUGGUGGUGUUCAGAAGGGGAGGAAGCUCUGGGGGUUGGUUGUUUGCCAUCACACCAGUCCAAGGUUUGUGCCUUUCCCGCUUAGAUAUGCCUGUGAAUUUCUUAUGCAAGUAUUUGGGGUUCAGCUGAACAAGGAGGUUGAGCUGGCAGCUCAAGCAAAGGAGAAGCAUAUCCUCCAAACACAAACACUUCUUUGUGAUAUGCUUCUCCGAGAUGCACCAGUUGGUAUCUUCACACAAUCACCAAAUGUUAUGGAUCUUGUUAAGUGCGAUGGAGCAGCUCUGUGUUACCGGAACCAGGUUUGUGUGCUUGGAACAACACCUACUGAGACACAGAUAAGGGAUAUUGCAGCAUGGCUUGUGGAGUGCCAUGAUGGUUCCACUGGCUUAAGCACGGACAGCCUGAUAGAAGCAGGCUAUCAAGGAGGUGCUGAACUAGGGGAAGCAGUCUGUGGCAUGGCUGCAAUUAAGAUUACUUCCAGGGAUUUUAUUUUUUGGUUUCGUUCACACACGGCGAAAGAGAUCAAGUGGGGUGGUGCUAAACAUGAACCUGUUGAUAAAGAUGAUGAGGAUCGCAGAAUGCAUCCACGCACUUCAUUUAAGGCCUUUUUAGAGGUUGUGAAGAAGAGGAGUCUUCCUUGGGAAGAUGUCGAAAUGGAUGCCAUCCACUCAUUGCAGCUCAUUUUGCGUGGUUCUCUGCAAGGUGAGACUGUUGGUGAUGAUUCAAAGAAGAUUGUCAGUACAGCAGUGGAUGAUGCAAAGAUCCAAUGGGUGGAUGAACUGCGUACUGUCACAAAUGAGAUGGUUCGGCUUAUCGAAACAGCUAGUGUGCCAAUUUGGGCUGUUGAUGCAUGGGGCAACAUAAAUGGCUGGAAUAGCAAAGUAACAGAUUUGACUGGGUUAUCUGUGGCAGAAGCUAUUGGGAUGCCUCUGAUCAAUCUUGUGGAGGAUGAUUCAAUAGAGGUGGUAAGAAAUGUGCUACGUUUUGCCUUGCAAGGAAAAGAAGAGAAAAAUAUUGAGAUUAAGCUGAAGUCAUUCAAACAACAGGAUAGUAGUAACCCAAUAAUCUUAGUUGUCAAUUCUUGCUGUAGUCGAGAUGUGAAGGAUGAUAUUGUCGGUGUUUGCUUCGUUGCACAAGAUGUGACAGAGCAGAAACUGAUCAUGGAUAAAUACACUCGCAUUCAAGGUGAUUAUGUUGCAAUCGUGCGAAAUCCCAGUGGGCUGAUCCCUCCUAUCUUCAUAAUCGAUGAGUCAGGCUGUUGUUGUGAAUGGAAUUCAGCCAUGGAAAAGGUGUCAGGUAUAAAGAGGGAAGAUGCAUUUGACAAGAUGCUUGUUGGCGAGUUAUUUUGCCUUCAUGGUUUUGGCUGUCGAGUCAAGGACCAUGAUACAUUAACAAAGCUAAGGAUUGUGUUGAACAGACUAAUUGCAGGUGAAGAUGCUGACAAAUUCAUAUUUGGAUUUUUUGACAUUAAUGGCAAAUACAUAGAAGCAUUACUCUCUGCAAACAAGAGAAGGAAUUCUGAGGGAAAAAUCACUGGAGCAUUGUGCUUUCUGCAUGUCACCAGUCCAGAGCUCCAACAUGCUUUGCAUGUGCAGAAAAUGUCUGAACAAGCUGCAGUUAACAGUCUCAAGGAACUAGCUUACAUCCGUCAAGAAAUAAGAAAUUCUCUAAAUGGGAUCACAUUUACACACAACUUGAUGGAGGCAACUGACUUGACUGUGGAACAGAAGCAACUGCUUAGGAGAAAGGGUCUCUGUCAAGAGCAGUUGGCAAAGAUCGUAGAUGACAUGGAUUUAGAAAGCAUAGAACAAUGUUAUAUGGAGCCGAACUCAGUCGAAUUUAACCUUGGUGAAGCUCUGGAUGCAGUAGUAAACCAAGGAAUGACACUAAGCAAAGACCGUCAGGUGGCGCUUGUUCAAGAUUGGCCUGCAGAAGUAACAUCUAUGUACUUGUAUGGGGAUAAUUUGAGACUGCAGCAGGUUCUAGCAGACUUCUUGUCAAGUGCACUUCAGUUUGCACCUCAGGCGGAAGGAUCCAUCAUACUCCAAGUCAUUCCAAGAAAGGAGCGUAUAGGUACUGGAGUGCAUGUUGUCCAUCUUGAAUUCAGAAUCAUCCACCCUGCACCUGGAAUUCCUGAGACUUUAGUGCAGGAGAUGUUUCAUCACAACCAAGGCAUCUCACGAGAAGGCCUUGGUCUUUACAUCAGCCAAAAGCUUGUAAAGAUCAUGAAUGGCAAUAUACAAUAUCUUAGAGAAGCAGAGAGAUCAUGUUUUAUCAUCUUCAUCGAAUUCCCAUUGGUUCACCAGCACCACAAAGGAUCAGGCACCCAAGUUUCAUCAAUGAGCAAGAAGAGAAGUCAAUUAGCAUAAAAAAAAUCAAUCAGUUAAACAUGGAAGCAGACAAGCACAAUCGUUGACGACCAGUAUCGCAAAAAUCUUGCAUCGUGCAUGGAGCAUUGAGGCAGCCAAUGUUUAUAUUGGUCAAACUAGGAGAAUAAACAGGGUGAUGUUUUCCUAGGAUUCUUAUCGUUGCCAUUUAAGAUAAAAUUAGUGUCAGCUUACUGCAAGUAAUGGUUUAGUUUGAUUAGCCUCAAACUAUCACGGAUUUCGACAACUAAUAAAGAUGUCUUAAUUGUACUGUACUUGUUAGUGCAGCAUCAGCUGGAUCCUAGCGAGGUCUUCCCAUGGACUUGUGUUUUUCAUUAA
This is a messenger RNA of Zingiber officinale, 3957 nucleotides long. Its product is annotated as phytochrome C-like. Gene Ontology annotation, biological process: detection of visible light; regulation of DNA-templated transcription; red, far-red light phototransduction. Gene Ontology annotation, molecular function: protein homodimerization activity; phosphorelay sensor kinase activity; photoreceptor activity. The coding region runs from base 196 to 3621 and encodes 1141 amino acids. Lineage: Eukaryota; Viridiplantae; Streptophyta; Magnoliopsida; Zingiberales; Zingiberaceae. Gene Ontology annotation, cellular component: nucleus. The record is from RefSeq and is a predicted model, not a curated record. The transcript has 6 exons.